This is a messenger RNA of Eucalyptus grandis, 481 nucleotides long. Its product is annotated as cell division cycle-associated 7-like protein. Bases 119 to 481 code for a protein of 120 amino acids. Lineage: Eukaryota; Viridiplantae; Streptophyta; Magnoliopsida; Myrtales; Myrtaceae. The transcript has 3 exons. Gene Ontology annotation, biological process: regulation of DNA-templated transcription. The record is from RefSeq and is a predicted model, not a curated record. Gene Ontology annotation, cellular component: nucleus.
CGCUCCAGCCCACGUAAAGCAGAGAUCCCAUCCAUCGUUGGCUUUUCCGAUCUCUCUCUCUCUUCUCCGUCUUUCUCUCUCUCUCUGCGUCGGAGCGGAAGACGCAGCGUCGUCCCGCAUGGCCGUCCCUUCUAGCUCUCGCCAGAGUCGCCAGAGCGAGGUCUCUCCCUGUGCGCGGAAGGAGAAGAGCCAGAGCCAGAGCCAGAGCCAGAGCAAGAGGAAGGAGGGCGACGGCGGCGGCGGCGACGGGUCGAGCAUUGCCAAGCGCAACAGCAACCCCGGAGUUCGAGUCGUCGGGGGCCGAAUCUACUGCCCUUUUAAUGGCAAGACGUGCCACCAGUGCCGUCAGAAGACGUUGGAUUUCACAGCUGCUUGCAGAAACAUGAAAGGAGACAAGCAGUGUACCAUUAAGUUUUGUCACAAGUGCCUCUUGAACAGAUAUGGAGAGAAAGCGGCAGAUGUGGCAUUUUAUAUUAUUUAG